AACGCACAAUACACAUUUCCGAGUGUAUUUCCUAGACACACCUUUAUACAUUUCGUUGACUGCUUCCGUAUCAGCUAAAACAAAAAGCAAGAAAUCCCAUCGGAUUUUAGACAACGACAAGUACUUCAAGAGCGUAUUCAAGUGUUUGUCAAUUGUCUCAAGAUGACUUCUAGGAUUUUUCUCACAGCAUUGUGUCUGCUGACAAUCUCUUUUGCUCUGGCGUCAGAGGAAGGCGAUAAGGAUUCAACCUCUUUAAAGGUAAAAGAAUUAAAUGGUUCGAUUCGUCGUUCUAACUCUCAUGAGUCGCUGUAGGAACUCGGAUCGCCUAACUUGUAUGUUUGCUCUGAUGUCUGCUUCACACGCCAAUAAAGCCACACAAAAUGUAGAAAAUAAAUGCUUAAUGUUCCCAGGGUAGAUCAUACUAUGUAAAAGUAACCUGUAGGUAGCGAAGGCAGUUUCGACACCUCUCCUAUUGUAGCUAGCUAGCUGAACAUCAAAAUGCUGCAGUUAGUAAAGUAAGUAUCAGUAUGUUACCGAGCCGAUUAAUAUAAAGUGCGUAUCACUGUAGCGUGAGAUUAAAUCACCUAUAUAAUUUAGAGACGCAGAUAAACGAGACCGUGAUUGAAGUUCGUCGAUUCUAUGGACUAAAGUUUUCUUGCCUACGUGCAAGUUCUACCGUGGAUUCUCAAGUCCAAAUAUUCAUCUCAUCUUCGCGUGUAGAUACGGAACCCGAAAUUUCAUGGUAGUGCAACCUCAAAAACAUGACACUUCAGCGAGGUUUAACUGAAUAUAUUGACAAAUAACUAGGGGAAAAGAGUUUCGACGCCUACCAUUGUCUAGUUUUAGAAAAGGAUUCUUUGUUUCCUCGAGGUCGAGAAAUUCAGUUUACAUUGGGUCGCUGGAUCGCGCCUUGCGUUUGUGAAGCCACUGACAAAAAGUACUUAACUUCCUAACUUCCUCUCCACCAUCACUUUAUCAUUAUCACUUAUAAUCAUUUGCCUGGACCAGUAGGAAAACCCCAAAUGACUCAUUCCAUAACCGCAAAAGUGACAUCAAAGCUGUCAGUUUGAUAACAUUACUUCAUUAAAAAAGCAAGAUUCUGCUCUCAACUCGUUUCUGACCAACUGUUUUGACACAAAGAGUGUAGUGUAACAAUCAGUCCAUUUUGUUGUAGUCAUGUUUCGCUAGAUUACCAGAAUAUGAAGACAUAAUAAUUAUAAAUGGAAAAAUCUGUCAGAAUAAGCAUGAGAAACACUUUCGGAAGCGGUAUUUUCCAUGUUAGACACGGUUUUCGUGUUAGCAAAAGAAUUACCAAACAAAAGACCUGAGCAAAUAUGAUUGGCUGACAAGUUUAUAUUUGAUUCCUGAGUCGGUCACUGUUUUCAGUUUAUUUUUCGUAAAAGAAUGAGAAAAAAAUGAGCCUUCAUUGGGCUUGGUGCCAGAGAGUAUUCUAAAUAUAACAUGAGUUUUCCUUGAUAUGCUUAUAACUGUUUUCAGCUUUAUCUAAAUUCGUUCUACAAUUUCAGAUACAUAAUUACAAAAUAAUUACAUGACACUGAUGUUUUUCAGGAUCACUGGCUUGUUUAUUUUCGAUUUAUUUAUUAAAUUCUUAUAGUUUUUGUUUUCAGGAUAUUAGAAAGAAAUAUUGCAGAACACUCCGUUCUAAUAUCUCUAAGUGACCCUUACAAAGAUGUUGCAUGUUCGCACAACCUAAGACCAAUCAUGGCUUAUGAUAUAAAAAGAAGAGAUAAUCUCAGAUAUUGCAGUCUACAAAAUAUAUUAUUCCCAUCUUGUCGGAUGCUUCGAGACAUUGAUAUUUGUAGCCUUUUUUAAAAAUAUACUUAGCGCUAAAAUUGGUCCUUCGUCAUGGGAAAUACUUGUGACAAAAAUUAGUAACGAAGGAUGUAUUUUUUGACUCUUUAGUCUUUUUACCCAUCUGUUGACGACGGCCUUAAUCUGCGAGGGCGUUAUGAUCAUGACAGUGUGUUUAUGUCGUAUCUGGGUGACUAAUGGAUUCAAACGAAUUUAGCGCUAACGUAAGAGGACUUUUUACGGAGUUGAUGAAGCAAAGUUCAUGGCCGUCGCAAAGUUAACAAGAGGGCCAGAAGAGAGAUAGCCUUCGAGCAAGGCUCAGGGCGCUCUAUGGACAGCAGGACACAAAAGGAAGGAGCUCUCCCUCCUCUUGCGCCCGUCGUCAGAGCGUCCAGGAGAGCUUACUCGCAGGUUAUAGGAGAAAUUGUACCGAGAGACUCUUAAUCAGAGCGCCAUCCUUUUAAUUUAAUCUCUUCAAGUGGCCCACUUACGUUGUAACUUGGUCAAUGAAACCCAUUUAUUUCUCAUAGACGAAUUCGUUAUUCAGUACGAGAAAUUGAACAGCUAACCUUGUACGACACCGCACUUCCUUGAUCCAAAGCUAAGAUUCCAAGUGUAUAUUCUCUUCUAUCGAUGUCCCAGCCUUAAUUAUUCAUGUAUUAUUAAUUACACCUUCCUGAUGGUCUUUACAUAGUUUUCUUUUUGUUGUUGUUAUUUUUUUUUCUGCGUCGCGCCAGACUAAAGCAUUAAAUCUAUUUAUCUCUGUUUUGAUGGAGCAGGUGUUCCGGGCUUUUAAUUCCGUUUGUCUAUUGAUGUAGACGUAUCGUCUUUAUCUGUUUUCGGCCUAUUAUGCAUAUUUUCAACCGAGCCACCGUGGAUUUUCAGAAUUUUAAGGUGGCCCCGAACCGCUUCCUACUUCCGGUCACCGAAUUCACGUUGUUUUCAGUUCUCUUUCUCUUUAACUACAAUAGAAUAACUUUGGUGUCUCACUUCUUCUUUUCUACAUCACAAGUUCUUAGUUACCUUGUUUAUUUCUUUGUUGUGACUUUCUAAAAAUAUAAUAUUCUAAGCAUAAGCAUUCAAGCAUACAUGUCUGACAUAUUAAAUAUUGUCGGUUGAGUCGCCGUGGUUUUUCAGCAAGCAGACAUAUUUUAGAUAGACCAAAGGCCCAACCCACGAGCGGCUUACCGCGGCGUUAGCACUGUAAAGACUUAAACGAAACCGGAAACCUCUUAUGAAAAGUUUCUUGCACCAGGGUAUAGAAGAGGGUACGGACCACUUGAACUGACAAAUGUCUACAUUAGACUCCUGAAGGAGAAGAUCAUCCUAAAACGAUUAAUAAAGAUAACGAACCCAUCCCGGUAAAGCCACAGUCAUCGUCAAAAGUGUUGGGAAGGCUGCUACUCUUUGCCUCUUUUUUUUCUUGUUCCCGUCGUCCCUGGCCGAAUGUUGAACAAAACUUGAGUGUUUGUGCGGGUCAUUGUCCUGUUAUAUCCCAAACUUGAAUGUGGGGGUGGGACAGGGGAUAUUUAGCACAAAGCAAAGCCACUUUUUGAACAAUAAAAUGAACCACUGUUAAGUUGUACAACCUUCCAAACUACUUUUGUCUUGGAUUGUAGCUAGUCCUGCGCAGAUCAUUUAAGGGAAAAAAGGACGGAGUCAUAACGUUCUGCGUAGGUUUAUCCCAGCUAAAAGGAGACGGGAAACGCUCUGAUUGGUCAAAUAUCUCCCGCAAACAACUAAGAAGACAUUUCCUGUAACUUAUUUGUCUUUCUUUUCAAUAGUCACUUGGAAGAAGCUCGCACCACAGGUCUCGGAAGACAACUAUGCAUUGUCAGGACCACAGUUACUGUCGCAAGCGCGAGCUGUGUCACAGCGUCUUCAAGAUUUGUUUCCCUAAGCAAACGCACAGAACAAGAAUGAAACUAACGAAAAAUACUAGAACAUCACCCUCCUGCAAGAGUAACGAUGAUUGCCGGCGAAAUCAAUCUUGCCAUGCAAUUUUUGGGACCUGCGUGGACAUCCCUCGUAUGCAACCAACUAUAGCAACCAAGUCUCGUGCAGCCAUUCACAUGUGCAAUGAUAAUUCUGAAUGCCCCGGCGGGCAAUACUGCCACGACUUUUUUAAUAUGUGCUUGCCAAAUCUCACAUUGUACUUUAAACCUACAAGUUCCCCACCUGUCGCUGACUGUAGAUCAAAUACCGACUGCAAAAACGGAGAAUUCUGCCACAACUUGAGCCGUUUAUGCCUACCAUUUCCCACACCAGCCACAACAGAUCCAACUCGAAAAGGCUCGUAUGCCUGUAGUUCUCAUGCCGACUGCAAGAUGACAGAAUUCUGCCAUUUUCUGAUUGGGAUGCGGCGACGAGAUCCAACUAGAACUGGCGCCCAAGACAAAACGCUCAAGAAUGCUCUAGGUGUGUGCAUCGCUCGGGCCUUGAAGGAAGUUCCUGACGAUCCAAGCCCGGUCUUUUUAAAUUGCAGUCAGAGUUCAGAAUGCGGAAAGGGGAGAUGUUGCUUGAGUGACCUAGGGUUAUGCGUUGGCUAUCGCCUGCCUGGACAACUUUGUGUUGCAGAGGUGAGUGUAGAAAAUUGUAAUAUAUUUAACUGAAUAGCAAAAAAUAAACUGAAGCCUGUUAAAAUGUCGUGGAAGCGCAAUGCUAUAGUGGCCAACAUAUAGUCUAUCGACUUGGAACUCAACAGCUGUUUGAUCGACGUUGUUUGGAAAAGGCAUUUUAUUCCACGUUGCCUCGUCUGCGUGGGAAUACGCACCAAAAGGGUUAUGAUUGGGUUUACCCUGCGAUGGCGCAGCAUUCGUUUCUAGGUGGAGCGGUAUCACCUUUGCCUUAUCAUCAGUGGAAAGUACUCAGGCCCGACCACUAACAGGGGAGACGUCGGUUCGAUUCUGGCUCGAGACUAAACAGGUCUGUUUUUCUGUCCAGAUGAGGUGUGUAUGAGGAAAGGUGUCUCACAUAAUAUAAUUUAUUAUGGUAAAAUUAGUUAUAUUUAAACUGAAGAAUGGUAUAUGGGAUAUAACUUAUAUUAGUGUAGCCUUUCCCAGACUGGGGCAUCACGGCUUGUCAGUACAAAAAGUGGAUGGCCGUUCUUCUUGUUAAACUUGCCACCACAUAUCUGACAAAUGUCGGGCAUUUCCAGUUUAAUGCUUAUACGCAGAUACCUUUUGGUCACCGUUUGUUUUAUUCACUAUUAUUAUUAUUAUUCUAUUAUUAUUAUUGUAUUGAUUUAGCUUCCUUAUUUCACCUAAACUUGGAAGCACAAUGUCAGUGGCUGAAUUCUCCAUGACCACGGUGCACCACUAACUCUCAACUACGUAAUUCCGGUGUUUCCCAUAAGGAAAGUUUUUUCUGCUCUUAACUUCAGUCGUCGUAGCUAAAAUUACUUUGAACCUUAAGAACAUAUCUAUAAUUUCUGUAAGUUACUGUAUAUUUAAUUGUUUUCUCGUUUAGGAAGUGUCAUUUUCUUGUCCUUGCUUGCCCGGAUUUACCUGUAUCAGUAGAAGACGCCCAAUGCGGAUGAGAAGGCUUCAGAAAAAGCUAAAGCUAACAAACGAGGCAAUAAAGAAGUUGAAUUUAACAACAACCGAGUUCAAGGUUGGGAAGUGUCAGCUCCUGUCAGAUUAAAAUGUAAAACUGAUUUUACGUCAACGGAGAACGUGUAAAGGAGGAUAUAGAAACGAUGACCGAGUGAUGAGCAAGAGUUUCGUCUGUAUACUUGAUCUGAAUAACCCGGAAGAAUGAAUUACAUAUUCUACGUUGGAUGGUAAUGGUGGAUUGUUUGAGACGAAAGGCUGUGCUAUGCGAUAGUUUAGUGUACAAAAAUAGCAUUCAGAGUAAUAAUGUAUAAAACUCUCUUCAAUAUGUUGUAACUUCAAAAAAUCCUUUGGUUGAAUCAAAAUCAAUCAACAAAAGUAUUUGUUUUAUUUGAGCUGUGAACGAUGAGGGUGAUCAACAGAAUUGGUUUCUUUCACUUUUCACGAUUACGAGCAGACAGCUUCAUUGAAGUAAUGCACGUUAUAA
This is a messenger RNA of Porites lobata, 5850 nucleotides long. The record is from the annotation of a GenBank genome assembly. NCBI's taxonomy places the organism in Eukaryota, Metazoa, Cnidaria, Anthozoa, Scleractinia, Poritidae.